Molecule: messenger RNA, 2197 nt
Organism: Trematosphaeria pertusa
Lineage: Eukaryota; Fungi; Ascomycota; Dothideomycetes; Pleosporales; Trematosphaeriaceae
Exons: 2
Coding region: 69-2036 (655 amino acids)
Molecular function (GO): protein binding
Source: RefSeq, a predicted model, not a curated record
CCUACGAAUGCGAAUCUUCCUCGCGUCGUCCCUGCACAUUCCGCAACCACAUCCUUGAGCAACCCAAGAUGGCGCAGAAAGGAGACCAUCUGCUGCAACGACCGCUAUAUGUAUUCGAUCUUCCGGAGGAGUUACUGUCCACGAUAACACUCAAGAACCAAUCCGAACGGACAGUUCAAGAACCCCCACCAAGAAUACCUACACCCGGAAGCGAACCUCCCGAAACGCCAGAAUCCGAAGAUGGUGCUCCUGCGAAAGCGACUUCCUGCAACCUCUGCGGGCUGAGCUUCACCUCAGUGGUAGAACAACGAAACCAUGUCCGGUCCGACCUCCACGGAUACAACUUGAAGCAAAAGAUAAAGGGCCUCAAGCCAGUAGGGGAAGCAGACUUCGAGAAGCUCAUUGGGGAACUAGACGAGAGUAUUUCAGGCUCCGAGUCCUCUGAGUCGGAUGAAGAUGACGAGGAAGAGGCGGCAAACAAGCCGAAGGAGUCCACAUUAAGUGCGUUGCUGAAGAAGCAGGCGAAAAUAUCGAACCCAGAUUUUGACGAGUUCGCGUCGAAGAAGAAACAACGCGGAUCGGGGAAGCCCCCACUGUUCUGGUUCACCUCGCCCUCGUUGCCGGAAAAUAUGUCGCUGGGGUUAUAUCGCGCAAUAUUUUCGGAUGCUGAGCAAGAGGAAGGAGAGCAUAUUGUGGACACACUCCGACAUAAGCAGCUUCCCCCAACCCAGCCUCCGAAGGUCAAGUCGGAAGGGGGCGUGCCGCUACCAGGUGCAAACAUCGGGCCACACUACUUUCUCUGCAUGAUCGGUGGCGGGCAUUUCGCCGCUAUGAUUGUGGCGCUGGCACCAAAAAUGGGCAAGAAGCAUACGGGAGCGGAUGAGCGCUCGGCAACCGUCAUCGCACACAAAACUUUCCAUAGGUACACGACUCGACGGAAACAGGGUGGCUCCCAGUCAGCGAACGAUUCUGCAAAGGGCGCUGCGCAUUCGGCUGGUUCAUCACUACGCCGAUAUAAUGAAGCUGCGCUUACGAAUGAGGUACGCGAGCUGCUUCAGAGCUGGAAGACCAUGAUUGAUACCGCCGAUCUGCUCUUCAUUCGUGCUACAGGGAGUACGAACCGGCGCACCUUGUUUGGACCCUAUGAGGGCCAAGUGCUUCGGAACAAUGAUCCGCGAAAUCGGGGCUUUCCGUUCAGCACACGGCGAGCAACACAAAAGGAGCUUAUGCGGGCUUUUGUCGAGCUCACCCGGGUGAAGCAAAGCACUAUCGACGAAGCUGCUCUGGUCGCUCUGAAUGCGCCUCAACCAGACAGCAAGCCCGAAACACCAGCCCCGCCCAAGUCACCGAAGCCUCCGAAACUGUCGAAAGAAGAUGAGACGGCUGCUCUUCAUACUUCCCAAAUUACCUCCAUCAUCAAGCGAUCCAAGGUCCCUGCGCUCCUCAACUAUCUCAAGACGAACGACAUUCCACCCAAAUUCGCGUUCGUGCCGCCGAAUUAUCACACUCCAACACCACUGCAUCUCGCAGCCUCUCUAAACUCUGGACCUAUAGUCGCCGCACUCCUAACAAAAGCCGGGGCAGACCCAACAAUGAUGAACGACGACGCCCGCACACCAUUCAGCCUCGCCGGCGACCGCGCAACUCGCGAUGCCUUCCGCGUCGCACGCUCCGAGCUCGGCGAAUCCGCCUGGGACUGGGACAAAGCAGGCGUACCUUCCGCUCUCUCAAAGGCUGACUUAGAGAAGCGAGAAGCGCGCGAGAAGUCCGAGAAGGCUGCUGAAGACAAAGCGGAGGCGGAGAGGAGAAAAGCGGAGACAGAACGGCUAAGGAAGGAGAGUGAGGCUGAGGAAGCGAAGAGGAGGGAGAAGAGGGUCGGCAAAGGGAAGACAUUGGGUGUGCUGCCGGAAAAGACCGCUGCCGAUAAGAGAGAGGAGGAAAUGAGGGGGUUGACGCCGGAGGCUAGGGCGAGGAUGGAGAGGGAGAGGAGGGCUAGGGCGGCUGAGGAGCGGAUGAGGAGAUUGCAGGGGAAUUGAUUGAUUCUUGUCUGAGGUCGAGUUGUCACAUGGCUGGCCCAAUAAACACUAGAUCGCUAUAAAGCUAGACGUGUGGAAAAGUGGAUGAUUGACAUGCGAUCUAUCUUAUCAAUCAUGAGCUGAGCCGCCUCGCGAUGCCCUCCGGUACUUCAACGAGCAGC